Molecule: messenger RNA, 929 nt
Organism: Nematostella vectensis (starlet sea anemone)
Lineage: Eukaryota; Metazoa; Cnidaria; Anthozoa; Actiniaria; Edwardsiidae
Product: neuralized-like protein 4
Exons: 3
Coding region: 178-843 (221 amino acids)
Molecular function (GO): ubiquitin protein ligase activity
Source: RefSeq, a predicted model, not a curated record
ACACGGUACAAUUGUUACGCAUCACGAAGAGAAAUAGCCAGGCUUGUAGAUACUCGAUGUUUGUAAACAAAGAUGGCUGGUACAAAACGUCGGGGAAACACUGAGAAUCAAACAUGAUUCUUCUCUUUUGCACUAGAAGAGAACUUCCAGCCUGUAUUUAUACUUGCAGUUAUCAGCAUGCCGACGGUUCCAAGGCCUUGGACCAUGGCCUUCCAUCCGUCGAAACAUGGCCGGUUUAUCAAGCUUUCAAAAAAUUUCACCAGCGCCACAAGGGAAGGGGAUACUUACGAUUACGGCGUGGUCUACAGUGACAGACCUAUACAUUUGGGAGAAGUUUUCCAGCUUCAAAUUGAUCAAGUGGAAACGAAAUGGGCCGGUUCUUUGAGAAUUGGUGUGACUCUUAAAAAUCCCAACUGCCCACAAACGGUGGUGGUACGUGCAGUGACAGACUUAUUUGUGGAAGAUUGUAAAGAUUACUGGAUACUAUCGGGGUCGAGAGUGCAUAAUGGGUCAUAUGAAAAGGAUUCUGACUUGAAUGUGCACUCACUCAAGCAAAAGGAUAGAAUUGGGGUGCAAGUUACUGCAAAGGGUGACUUGGUCUUCUUUGUGAAUGGAAUAUGCAAGGGCAUAGCAAUGACUGGACUCCCUACCAAAAAGGAACUAUUUGUGAUUUUUGAUGUGUAUGGAAGGACUAAAGAAGUCUCUUGGAAAUAUUAUGGGGUGGACACAUUAGAAAAUUUGUGUAAGGAGAAAGUAAUAAAGACAAUGAAUAACCCAAGCAGGGAAAAUUUAGAUCACCUUCCACUACCUAAAAUUAUCACAGAUUACAUGUAUCCCCCAUAACAAGAACAGAAAUUAGGAAGAUAUUUUUAUACAUUUGUAAAAAGAUCUUAAGAUUUAUCAAUAAAAUUUAAUUCUGUGAAAUAAAA